This is a messenger RNA of Nymphaea colorata (pocket water lily), 3669 nucleotides long. Its product is annotated as mechanosensitive ion channel protein 6-like. Gene Ontology annotation, molecular function: mechanosensitive monoatomic ion channel activity. NCBI's taxonomy places the organism in Eukaryota, Viridiplantae, Streptophyta, Magnoliopsida, Nymphaeales, Nymphaeaceae. The transcript has 5 exons. The coding region runs from base 437 to 3301 and encodes 954 amino acids. Gene Ontology annotation, cellular component: plasma membrane. Gene Ontology annotation, biological process: monoatomic anion transport; transmembrane transport. The record is from RefSeq and is a predicted model, not a curated record.
AAGUAUUGGUCCGCAGAAGCUCCGUGGGCUCGUUGGGAAAGGCCAAGAACGACGCGGAACCGUCCCCACACUGGUUCCAGAUCGAACACAAUGUUAAUAGAAACCAGCAAGAUCCAGGCGGACGAACUCACGCCGAGAGAAAGCGACGCUUCCCCACCACCGCCAUCACUCCUCCGCCGCCGGCUCGUCUGUUUCUCUCUCCUAUUCCCCUCCUGCCACGAGCUCCUGCAUCCUCCACGAUUCCCGACGUUCUUCGCCCUUUCGGUUCAAUUCUUUCGACCUCUUUACCCAAUGUUUGGUCUCACUGAUUGGCAUUUUUUAAUGGCAUUAUCUUCAGGUUGGUCUCUUGCCUGACCACUCACGUAGGACACGCAGUCUGUCAUGUUAUUGAGGAGAAAAAAGGGUGAAGGAGAGGGAGACGAUAGACGAUCUCCAUAUGGACUCGUUUAGGAAAUCAUCCAAGUCGAACAACUCUCUGAGGCAUUUGGGGAGGGCAGAUAACACGGAGGAAGAGCCCAUUCUUUUGGACAUCGAGUACCGGUCUGCCAUGUCUCACGAUCAGGGCAUGGAGAAAGACGUCGUUGUUCUCAAUAUUGAUCGGAACUCCGGCAAUGCCAACGCCAUGCAGCGUCCCGGUGCUGCUGCUGCAACCGGUACCACAUGGAGGGAUUCCAGCGACGGUUUCUGGAACGAUCGUCGGUUGGACCGUGGCAGCGGUGGCGCCAACGCCAACAGUUUACAAGAUAGCACGGGGUUCGCCUUCCGGCCGCCUCCCGGGGAAGACGCGCCGUCCAAGUUGAUCGGACAAUUCCUCAACAAGCAGCGGGAUUCCGGCGAUGUGGCGCUGGACAUGGACUUGAACAUGAUGGACCUCGGUGGUGGUGCGGCGAAGGACGAGAGUGGCCGGCUCAAUCCUCCUCCGUCCGCACAGAAGCCGCCGACAUUGCGCAGGUAUUCUCCGGCGGCCUCCGUCCACAGCUCGAAGGAUCUUCAGGUUUCCUUCGAGAUCGAUUCCCGCACUUCCGACGAGGGCAUCCGCCGGAGGUCGGUGAGGAAGAAGGAUCCUGAUAGCAGCGACUCCGACUCCGACGAUGCAUUAUCGGAUGCAAAAGGCGGGGAGGUUCUGGGAUGCUCGUCAUUGGCGUCCAUGGGGGCGAAGCCGCCGUCGUUGCAGAGGAAGGGAAGCCUAUUGCGGACGAAGACGAAGUCGAGGCUGAUGGACCCUCCUCGGAUGAUGCAGCAACCGCACGCGAUGAAUCCAAGUCAUACCGGUUCUGUUGGCCAACAGGUCAAGAAAUCGGGAAUUCUGAAGUCGGGAAUGCUCGGUGGUGGCGGUGGGAAGGGGGCUGGCGUCGAGUUCGAGGAGGAGGAAGAUCCGUUCCUCGAUGAGGAUCUUCCGAACGAAUUGAAGCGUGAGAAUGUCGGAGCCAUCACCAUCGUUCAAUGGCUUGGAUUCUUCCUUAUUUUAGGUGUCUUCGUCGGAAGCCUCGGCAUCCCCUUCUUGAGCAGAACGACUGUUUGGGGCCUCCAUAUCUGGAAAUGGGCGCUCAUGGGGCUGGUUGUGUUUUGUGGUAGGCUUGUUUCUGGCUGGGGAAUCAGGAUAGUGGUCUUCUUCAUAGAGAGGAACUUCAUCCUGAGGAAGAGGCUGCUCUACUUCGUAUAUGGCUUGAGGAAGGCCGUCCAGGACUGUGUCUGGUUAGGGCUUGUUCUCAUCGCCUGGCAUUUCUUGUUUGAUAAGAAGGUGGAGAGGGAAACCAAGAACAAAGCUCUGUCGUACGUCACCAAAAUUUUGGUCUGCUUCUUGGUGGCUACACUCAUCUGGCUGGUGAAGACUCUGCUCGUUAAGGUCUUGGCUUCGUCCUUCCACGUCAGUGCUUACUUUGAUCGGAUUCAAGAUUCAUUGUUCAAUCAGUAUGUGAUCGAGACGCUUUCGGGGCCACCAUUGAUUGAGAUACAACAGACUCAGGAAGAGGAGGAGAAGGUGAUGGCUGAGGUGAGAAAGCUGGAGAACGCAGGCGCGAAGAUACCAAUCGACAUCAGGGCUGCCGCGAGAGGCAAUGUAGCGACUUUGAGUGGUAAGAGUGGUCGAGUGAACAGGAGCGGCGGCUUUGAGAGGAGUCCCUGUAUCGGAAAAAGCCACAGAACGUCGGGUGCUUUUUCGCGUCAGCAGGAAGGAGGAAUCACGAUCGACCAUCUUCAUAAGCUCAACCAGAAAAACGUCUCUGCCUGGAACAUGAAGAGACUGAUGAACAUCGUCAGGCGUGGUGUACUAACUACUUUGGAUGAAUCGAUACAUGGGGCUGGAACCGAAGAUGAGCACACAAUGCAGAUACUUAGUGAAUUCGAAGCCAAAGCUGCUGCUCGGAAGAUUUUCCACAACGUGGCGCAGCCGGGAGCCAAGCAUAUCACGUUGAUUGAUCUUAUGCGCUUCAUGACUGACGAAGAGGCCAUCAAAACUCUGAGUCUCUUUGAAGGUACCAAAGACGCAAAUAAAGUUGGCAGAUCUGCUCUCAAAAACUGGGUGGUAAACGCAUUCAGAGAAAGAAGGGCCCUCUCUCUGACACUGAACGAUACCAAAACAGCAGUGAACAAGCUCCAUCAAAUGAUCAACAUAGUGGUCGGCGUCGUCAUAUUGAUAAUAUGGCUUCUUAUUCUGGAAAUUGCCACAACUCACCUUCUUGUCUUGAUCAGUUCUCAGCUUCUGCUUGUGGUUUUUGUCUUCGGAAACACCUGCAAGACGGUGUUCGAGUCCAUUAUUUUCCUGUUCGUUGUGCAUCCCUAUGAUGUUGGCGACCGUUGCGAGAUAGAUGGAGUUCAGAUGAUAGUAGAAGAGAUGAACAUUCUAACUACGGUGUUUUUGAGGCAUGACAACCGGAAGAUCACAUAUCCAAACAGCGUCUUAUCUACUAAGCCCAUCAGCAACUUCUACCGCAGUCCAGACAUGGGUGAUUCAGUCGAGUGGUGCGUCCAUCUUGCAACCCCCGCCGAGAAGAUCGCCAUCAUGAAAGAUCGAAUCAAAUCUUACAUUGAGAAUAGGAAGGAUCACUGGUACCCAAAUCCACUUGUCGUUGUGAAGGAUGUACAAGAUAUGAACAAGUUGCAAAUGGCUGCCUGGGUGAGACACAGAAUGAAUCAUCAGAACAUGGGGGAGAGGUGGCAGAGAAGAGGCCAUUUGGUGGAAGAGAUGGUCAGGAUCUUCAGGGAACUGGACAUUGAGUACCGGAUGUUGCCUGUGGAUGUGAAUCUGAGGAACAUGCCCCCAGUGACGUCUACCAGGCUCCCAUCGACUUGGAUGACUUGAUAAGGGCUUCUUCCUCUCUCUGCUUCGAUACUCAAUCUUCCAAAUGUCAGCUUGUGUAGAGUUUUUGCAACCAAAGCGUGUCCUUGUGAGCAAAGAGGUUCUCGAGUUCCUUCUCAAUCGCGUUCGUUGAUGAAGGCAAAGGCUGCUAACCAUUACUUUCUCGUCCGGCUUGUCGGGCCAUCUUCUUGUACGUAUCCUUGGUGUUAGAUGCCUGGAUUUAUCUCCAUGGAUAUGCUACAGUUUUGUAUGAUGAUGGCAUGUAAAACUGCAGAGGUGUCAUGCAUUAACGCCUUAGAAAACAUGACGAUGGUAUCGUGAAACUUGAAUUGUUUUGAUUCAGUUGAUCAAAAGGAAAUAAUGUUACCCAA